Messenger RNA from Drosophila kikkawai, 5395 nucleotides. The record is from RefSeq and is a predicted model, not a curated record. NCBI's taxonomy places the organism in Eukaryota, Metazoa, Arthropoda, Insecta, Diptera, Drosophilidae.
UUUCCGUCUUCUUCUACCUACGCCAACAACUUUUUACUGUGUUCAGCUUUUCGUUCCCGUUUGCGUUGGCCUACAGACCUAAUUUUUUGCGUGCGUUGGUUGUGCGCGGAAUAGUUUUUCCCGAAAAAAAUAAACCCACAGGAAAUAAACAAAUAGCGAAGAAAGCGAAAGUGCGUAGCGAAAGGAAGUAAACAAGCGCAAAAGAACUGGCCGAAACUGCUAUCCGGUGUCCGUGUGUGUGUGAUUGUGUGUAUUUAAUAUUUCCAAUGCGUCCAUAACGGGAGUCUGUUUUCCGUUCUGCUCCCCCACCUCCGCCCCCGCCGCAGCCGUUCGCUAAUUUCAAUGUGCACUAUUUCGAUGAAAUUAACACACAAAAAGUGGGAAGCGUUGUGUCAUAGAAUUGGAGCAAUGGCAGAAAAGCAACACGAAAAUUAGCAAAAGAGCAAAUUUCAAAAACAACAACAAAAUCCCAAGUAGAACGAGGCACACACAGCCGUAUAUGUAUAUGGUGCGCCCAUGUGUGUGUGUAGUAGGAAUUGCAAUUUAUAGUUGUUGUUGCCCCGCGGAGAGCUUUCGCUUGUUGCGCGUGUGACGAUUGUGCAAGAAGUUUUUUCGCGUAAAAAUCGGGAUAAGGAAAUCAAAAGAAUUGCGAGAAUAACAUAAGCAGAAAUACAAAAAGCAUACAUAUACGUAUGUACGUAUAUAACGCCAAAUGCGUUCGGCGUCGCGUGUGUGUGCGUGUGUGUGUGCGAGGGGGAAACUGUUGCUGAGAGCCAGAGAGAGAGCCAGCAGCAGCGGUGGAGAGAGAGAGAGGAAGCCGCAGCAACAACGAUCGGCGAAAUGAAUCACACGCUAGCUUUGUUUUGCGAAUUAUAAAUUCGCGUUCUCCACAUAUGCGAAUUCCCACCGAACGACAGAGAGAGAGAGCGAGAGUGGAAAACCAACAACAAGACCAAGACAUAAUAAUAGAACUUUUGCUUUCGGUUCCAACUGGUUUUUGUAUACAUAAAACCGCCAGCGGGAGGCAGAGAAGGCGAAAGAGAGAAGGAACAAAGAGGCGGCAGCUUCCAGCUCUUCGUCUUCCUUUCCUGCGAUCUUCGUCGUGAAAUUCAUGGAAACCGGGCGCAUGCGCAAAACAACAAGAACUACAAAAAGGAAAUACAACGACGUCAGCUGCAUAAAAGGUUUUUAGUAACUAGAAAGCAAUCCCAAAAAAACCUACGAAUACUAUCGUUACCUGCCAUCACCACCAAUCACACCACCACACACACAUCACAACGAAACGUACAAAAGAUUAGGGUUUUAAAAGGAAACUAGUUGUUACAACGUAAAUAGUAAUAAAAUGGAUACCUUCAAUGUACCUUCCAUGCUGGCGGAGAGCAGCAACACUAACUAUGCAACAGAAGCUACCAGCAACCAUCACCACCUACAGCAGCAGCAGCAGCAGCAGCAACAUCAGCCUCUGUUAAUGCCCCAUCAUCACAAGGAUCAAAUGCUAGCCGCUGGCAGUACACCCAUGCUGCCCUUUUACUCCCACCUACAGAUGCAGCAAAAGGAUGCAACUGGGACGCCAACUGCAACACCAGUAGCCACAUCGGCGGCAGCAUCCGCAGCAGAUAACUUUAGCACGCUGCAGGCAAUCGAUGCCAGUCAACUGGACGGCGGCAUAUCCUUGAGCGGCCUCUGUGAACGCUUCUUUGUGGCCAGUCCGAAUCCCCAUAGUAACAGCAACAAUAUGACCCUAAUGGGCACUGCGUCAGUGGCAGCAAGUACCACUGCAACGGCUACUACUACUACCAAUAAUAAUAAUACUAAUAAUAACAAUAAUAACAUCACCAGUAACAACAACAACAAUGUGGAGGCUAAGGCAGUUAGACCAUCCAAUUCGGUGAUUAUUGAAUCCGUGACGAUGCCAUCGUUUGCCAACAUUCUAUUUCCCAACCACCGCACCAACCACGCCAGCAACGAGUGCAUCGAUCCAGCUUUGCUGCAAAAGAAUCCUCAAAGUAAUAAUAAUAAUAAUACCACGCUUAUUGUACCGCCCGUGGAGUAUCAUCAGUUGAAGCCACUCGAGGUGGUAAACUCCUCUUCCACCUCCGGUUCUGUGUCAACCAGCAACUUCCUCUCCUCCACCACAGCCCAGUUGCUAGACUUUGAGGUGCAAGUGGGCGGUGGCAAGGAUGAUAGUCACAUAAUAAGUACCACCACCACAACGGCUACGGGAUCAGGAUCCGUAUCCGGGUCAGGUGCAACGUCCACAACGACAACUGCCAAUCCCACAAGGAGUUCGUUGCACAGUAUUGAGGAAUUGGCCGCCAGUUCAUGUGUCCCAAAAGUCACAUCGCCCAAUAAUAGCAAUAAUAGCAGCAGUGCCAGUACAACACCACAGCAGCAACAUCUCCAGCAGCAGCAACAUCACAUGCAAAGCGGCAACAAUAGUGGCUCUAAUCUCAGCACCGACGAUGAGUCCAUGUCCGAGGAUGAAUUUGGUCUAGAAAUCGAUGAUAAUGGAGGCUAUCAGGACACCACCUCCUCGCAUUCCCAACAAAGUGCCGGCGGCGGCGGAGGUGGCGGUGGCAAUGGCGGCAACCUCCUGAACGGCAGCUCCGGCGGCUCAUCCGUCGGCGGUGGCUAUAUGCUCCUCCCCCAAGCGGCCAGCUCCAGUGGCAAUAACAAUAACACUGGCGGCGGCGGUCACAUGUCCUCCGGCUCUGUGGGCAAUGGCGGCGGUAAUGGUGGAGGCGGCGGAGGAGGAGGAGCAGGAGGAAACUCUGGUGGUCCAGGCAACUCGAUGGGUGGCACAAGUGCCACGCCAGGACAUGGCGGCGAGGUGAUCGAUUUUAAGCAUUUGUUCGAGGAACUGUGCCCCGUUUGCGGCGACAAGGUCAGUGGCUAUCACUACGGCCUGCUCACCUGCGAGUCCUGCAAGGGCUUCUUCAAGCGCACCGUGCAGAACAAGAAGGUGUAUACCUGUGUGGCGGAGCGAUCCUGCCACAUUGACAAGACGCAGCGCAAGCGGUGUCCUUACUGCCGGUUCCAGAAGUGCCUCGAAGUCGGCAUGAAAUUGGAGGCUGUUCGAGCGGAUCGGAUGCGUGGUGGAAGGAACAAAUUCGGACCGAUGUACAAACGAGAUCGGGCGCGGAAGCUGCAAGUGAUGCGGCAGCGGCAGUUGGCGCUGCAGGCGCUUCGCAACUCUAUGGGUCCGGACAUAAAGCCAACGCCGAUCUCGCCGGGCUACCAGCAAGCAUAUCCAAAUAUGAACAUUAAGCAGGAAAUUCAAAUACCUCAGGUAUCCUCACUCACCCAAUCGCCGGACUCUUCACCCAGCCCCAUUGCCAUUGCGCUGGGACAGGUGAAUGCCAGCACGGGCGGUGUGAUAACCACGCCCAUGAAUGCCGGCAACGGUGGCAGUGGCGGCGGCAAUGGUGGGGGUCUCAACGGUCCCAGUUCCGUGGGCAAUGGCAAUAGCAGCAACGGUAGCAGCAGCAGUACCGGUGGCGGCAAUAACAACGGCAGCAGCACGGGCAACGGUGCGUCCGGCGGAGGAGGAGGAGGAGGUGGCAACAAUGCGGGCGGCGGCGGAGGAGGCGGCGGUGGCAAUAACUCUGCCGAUGGCCUGCAUCGCAAUGGUGGCCACGAAGCUGGAAUAGGAUCUCUGCAGAACACGGCCGACUCGAAAUUGUGCUUUGAUUCCGGCACACAUCCUUCGAGCACAGCCGAUGCGCUAAUCGAGCCAUUAAGAGUCUCACCAAUGAUUCGUGAAUUUGUGCAAUCAAUCGACGAUCGGGAAUGGCAAACGCAACUGUUUGCUUUGCUGCAAAAGCAGACCUACAACCAGGUGGAAGUGGAUCUCUUCGAGCUAAUGUGCAAAGUGCUCGACCAGAACUUGUUCUCACAAGUGGACUGGGCACGGAACACGGUCUUCUUCAAGGACCUCAAGGUCGACGAUCAAAUGAAGCUGUUGCAGCAUUCGUGGUCGGACAUGCUGGUCCUUGAUCACCUGCACCAUCGCAUCCACAACGGCCUGCCCGACGAGACGCAGCUGAAUAAUGGCCAGGUCUUCAAUCUGCUGAGUCUGGGCUUGUUGGGUGUACCACAGUUGGGCGACUACUUCAACGAGCUGCAGAACAAGCUGCAAGAUCUGAAAUUCGAUAUGGGCGACUAUGUCUGCAUGAAAUUCCUAAUCCUCUUGAAUCCAAGUGUUUCAGAUGUUCGGGGUAUUGUCAACCGGAAGACCGUCUCCGAGGGACAUGAUAAUGUGCAAGCCGCUUUGCUGGACUACACCCUCACCUGUUAUCCGUCAGUUAAUGACAAAUUCAGUAGGCUAGUGAACAUCUUACCGGAAAUCCAUGCCAUGGCCGCACGCGGCGAGGAGCAUCUAUACUCCAAGCACUGUGCCGGCAGUGCGCCAACCCAAACGCUGCUCAUGGAGAUGCUACACGCCAAGCGGAAGGUGUAGAAUAUUGGGGACACUUCAGCAGAUGACACGGAAUACUUAAUCAUUUAUGAAAUGUAAAUAACGAGGCGAGCGGAGGCAGCCAGAGCGAAUGGAGGAGGAUACAGAAUUCCAUAUUUGAUAUGGAGAAUGCAUCAUCACUACUACCACAACCACCAACCACCACCAACAACUAUCACACACAUAUACACCACACACACACACACACACACAUUUGUUGAUUCAAUGUUUAAUUAUUAUUACGUUUACGGUUAGGUCUAGUUUAACGUUAAACUAAUUAAUUAAUUUUCGUCUUAAAUUAAAGCGUGUUUUUAAUUUGUGUAGAGUCGCGUCCCCCGAUAAAGCAAUUUUUAAAAGCGAGAAUAUAUUGUAGAAUGUAUGGUUAAAAAAUUUAAAGGGAUGCAACGAUCACCCCCUCCCAAAAAAAACUUUCAAAAGAAAAGCAUAAGAAAUUUUAUUUUUAUAUAUAUUGUACCUCUACAUAUACGAUACUUAUGGAUAAAAUCUAUAUAUAUAUUCGUAUAUAUAUAUAUAUAUAUAUAUAUAUUUUUAUGUAAAUUGGCGUUACUUUUUAAGCGUCCUGCAGCAGCAACACUUUUAACACUAGUAUUUUCGGUUUUACUCUGUAGUUGUUUUAUUUUUUCCAAUUAUCUUUCAUUUUUUGUGACUUUUCGCGCGCGCCAAGUGUCUUGCAUAGUAUUUGCGUCUAAUCUAAAUAUUAUAGAGAAGGAAAAACGAGGGAAAAUCCAUACAAAGCAAAAAUUAUAGGUGUUCAUAAUGGUAUGAAUGUAGUAUGUGUAUAUUAUUAAAUGUAAUUUCAAUUUAAGUGUGUAAGAAAACAAUGCAAACAACUACCUACAAGAAACAAGAGGAUGAAGAAGAUGGCAAGAAAUUAUAUAUAUACAUUAUAUAUUAAUAAAGAACAUGUUUAAAACGGCA